Homalodisca vitripennis (glassy-winged sharpshooter) is the source of this 1486-nucleotide messenger RNA. Its product is annotated as protein phosphatase 1L-like. Lineage: Eukaryota; Metazoa; Arthropoda; Insecta; Hemiptera; Cicadellidae. Gene Ontology annotation, molecular function: cation binding; protein serine/threonine phosphatase activity. The record is from RefSeq and is a predicted model, not a curated record. Gene Ontology annotation, biological process: protein dephosphorylation.
ACGUCAACAAUAAACUGAAAAGAUGGAAGACGAGUUGGAAGAUAGGAUAUUUUAUCAGACUUAUCUAUCACACAUGAAGCUCGUAUCUAAAUUUGCCGUAGGGCUACCUCUAAAUUCAAAUCAAUUUGUUUAUAUUUGGAGAAUAUUAAGAGUGUAUGUUUUAAAACCUGAAGUCAUUAUUUUUAGUGCGUUUCUCUUGGCUAUUUUAGUUUAUCUUCAAGCCGUAGAUGUUUGGAGUCGUAGUUUACUGGGAAGAUUACAUUUUUCUCUUGGAAGAUCAGCCAGUUCUAAAGUACAAAAACUCCAAUUUUUCGUCAAUACUUCUGGUGGAGAUGUAGACAAACUUAGUUGGGAACUAAAGGAAAAAACAGUCGCUGCUUAUGCGGUACAAGGUCGCCGACCUCGAAUGGAAGAUAGAUUUGUAGUGAAUGAAAAUAUCAACAAUACAGGUGUUUCUUUGUUCGCUAUUUUUGAUGGGCAUGGAGGUGAGUUUGCUGCAAACUAUGCAAGAGAUAACCUGAUCAACAAUCUGAAUAACAAAGUUAUUGAAUUGAAAAAGUUAAUAGCAGAUGGUAAAUCUGAGAGAUCAGUUAUUGGCAAACCUCCACCAUCCCCGAACUCGAUCAGAAAAAAGGCUCCCGGUACCGAAGGUGGUGAGAGUGUCAGCAGGAAGUCCAGUUUCCGCAAGACAACCUCACAAGCCGAUGAAUGUGUGAAGAAGUCUGCUGGAGGGGGUGGAGUGAUCACAGAUCCAGUGCUGCUGGAGAAGUUGGAGGCACUGAAUCGCCCGAUCACUCGGGAAGUGAGGCCAAUGAGACCGAGUUUGUCAGCAGCAAUACCACCCCCUAAAGUAGAGUCCUACUUGGACGCAGGUUGUGCAAUCAACUAUGGAAGAUUACUGACAGAUGAAGUCCUUGCCGCUGACAGACUCUUGGUAGAGGCAGCCAAAAAAACCAUGGAUGUUGCAGGUACAACAGCAUUGAUUGCACUGCUUGAAGGAUCUCGUCUAAUCGUAGCUAAUGUGGGAGAUUCAAGAGGAGUCAUGUGUGACUCCAAAGGAAAUGCUAUCCCUCUCUCUUUUGAUCAUAAACCACAACAGAUGCGUGAAAGGAAGAGGAUCAAGGAAGCAGGGGGAUUUAUUACUUUCAAUGGAGUAUGGCGUGUAGCUGGGAUUCUAGCUACUUCACGAGCAUUGGGUGACUACCCAUUAAAAGACAAACGACUUGUUAUCGCCGACCCAGACAUCUUGACCUUCAACCUGGCCGAUCACAAACCUCAGUUUUUGGUCCUGGCUUCUGACGGUCUCUGGGACACAUUUACGAACGAAGAGGCAGUUUCAUUCAUCAAAGAACGACUGGGAGAACCCCAUUUUGGAGCUAAAAGCAUCACACUUCAGUCAUACUACAGGGGGUCUCUUGACAAUAUCACUGUCAUCGUCAUCAAUCUGAGCGAUCAUGUAUGGAGCAAACACCACCGCCUCCAAGAA